CUUUGUAUUUGGUCCACUCAGGGUAGUAAAUAAACAGAGGAAGGAAAUGGCGUCUCAAUUCUUCAUACCAUCAGCAAACGUCACCAGUGGCGGCGGAGAUGCCGUUUAUGUGGCGACUGUGCCGCUCAGAGCAACGGGUGGUCCUCCCCAGCUUAUCAUGUCAAUGGCCUACUCACUAAAUAUAUGGAAUUUACAACAUUUCAUGGUUCUCAUCAAACCAUCUUCUUCAAUUCCUCAAGAGGUAAUCGUGUUUGAUUUCCAGCCUGUUAAUCCAGAAAGCGCAGAAGCAGCAGUAUCAAUUAUAUCAGGAAAAUCGGUUCCAGGAGUAGUGAUGCAAAGAAAGUUGAAAAAUAUUCCAAAACAAAGAUGUUGGAUGGUUGGAUCAUCCAAAGGGGAAAACGCCAUGGAAAUGGCAAUUGAGUUUAAUAGCUCAUGGGAGACUGAUCUUAGAGUUGGCUUUCAUGAUUGCCGACAGUAUACCAAUGAACUUGUUCAACAUCUUACCGGAGAAAUACAAAUUGUUGAGCGACUCGCGAGGAGCUACAGCAUUUAGCAUCCACCUCAAGAAUGGAUGACACAUAUGUUCACCUUUUCUACCAAGAUAAUGGUCAGCAUUUAUAAGUAUAUUUUAAGUUGUAACCCCGUUCAAAAACGCGGCCGUCUAGACGUUGUUCGGAGGUUCACAACGGCGAAUAUGCCUAAAUCGGUGUAGCUAGGUGUUGACCCGCGUUGAUCCGCGUAAGACCGCCUAAUUCCCACGUAGACCGCCUAAGUUUUUUUCGUUUAUAUAAAGUUAAAACACGGUUGAUUAUUUUUUUA
Molecule: messenger RNA, 819 nt
Organism: Brassica oleracea var. oleracea
Lineage: Eukaryota; Viridiplantae; Streptophyta; Magnoliopsida; Brassicales; Brassicaceae
Exons: 4
Coding region: 47-553 (168 amino acids)
Source: RefSeq, a predicted model, not a curated record